UCAGUUAUCAUAGAGUCGCUAUACUGGUAAAGUCAAACAGCGGAGGACAAACACACACAGCAUGACACACACAAACACCACUUCAACAACAACUGCCUGACGGGACAGAGCUGAAACACACAUAUGCACACAAGUAAGAGGAGUUGAGGAGGCGCUUGCGGAACAAAACUGCGCUGUUGCCGUGGUUACCGCAGUACAAGAGAUAAACACUGCUUUAUUCUCCUUUAUACUGAGAUCUGACCAGAAUGAGCACUUCACAGGACAUAAUGGGACUCCUCCAGAACGUCUGGACCAAACUGCAGGCUCUUCCCCAAGACCACCCGCUCACCCAGGCGGCGUUUUCCAUCAUCGUGCUGUUCUUCUUGACGUUCCUCACUAUGGUUGUGGCCGGAUGUGUUUACGGCUGCUGUGGAUGCUGUUCUCCGGGAACCAAAAAGAGAGUCUCCACUGAAACAUGGGAACCCUGACGAGAGACACCGCAACGGGCCCAAAUAAAACCAGCAGUCGAUUCAAAGUUUUGAUUGUGACAUCGUCACACAUAAUGGGGAUAACACUGAGCCAGUGGAAGUGUCUGACGCUGUAAAUACACAACAUUCACAGCCAUGAAGAACAUCAGAAGAGCUUCAAACGCAGACACAAGCAUCCUGAGAAACAGGCUCAAUCCUUCAUUGUAACAUCACAAAUAAACACUAGACUCCAGACCUCUCUCACUCUCUCUCUCUUUACGGGAAUGAAGCCACUAUGAAUCCAGUGCCAAAGACUGACCUCUGGUGUUUGCACACAGAACUGCAGUAUUAUGAAAAGAGCUGAAGAAAGUAAAGGCGGAAGGUUUUACGAGUCUUCUAUAUUUUGUAUUCAGUCAGGAAGCAUCAAAACGACGUUUAUAACGUUACAACAGAUUUAUAUCUGCAAUUAUGCUCUUACAAAAUUACGUCUUUUAUUAAAAAAUGACCUUUUUAAACUUUCUGUGCAGCAAAGAAUCCUGAAGAAAAUGUAUCUUGAUUUCCACAAGAAUAUAAAGCAAAUGUAACGUUUUUAAUAAUAAUAAUA
Molecule: messenger RNA, 1050 nt
Organism: Danio rerio (zebrafish)
Lineage: Eukaryota; Metazoa; Chordata; Actinopteri; Cypriniformes; Danionidae
Gene: smim5
Product: small integral membrane protein 5
Cellular component (GO): membrane
Source: RefSeq, marked validated